UGAUUGGCAACCCCAGCGAGCAAUUAUUCCUUUCCUUCUUCCGACGACCUGAAGACGACCUCUCUUCUUCGCUUGCAGAUCUCGUGAUCUCCGUCUCUCUGUCUGUAUUUGAUACAACGAUUUCAUUUCUGUCUUCCAUCCUAUCAAUCCAAUUCCUUUAUUCCCCUCGUGGGCACUUCUCUGCCCGCAGCCGCCAGAUCUCCAUGGCCUGGACGGACCUAGAACGCCCCGCUUCGCAUUUUUCGAUCUGACGCCGCCGCUGCAUGCGCCGUCUCCCCGAAGCAGGAUCUAGCGGCGGGGGGCCGUCUUUGCGUCUAUCUUCUUAGUGUUUGCACGGCCGAUCUCGUAUAGCGAUUGAAGCGAAUGUCUGAGUAGUGCGGGAAGGGCGGGGUGGCAUCUAGGGUUCUUGUUUGGGGUUCGGGAUGGCUCCCGCCGCCGAGGCGUCCGACGGGAAAUGGUACACUGGAAUGUCCUCGGAUAACAUCAAGGGGUUGGUCCUCGCAUUGUCUUCUAGCUUAUUCAUCGGCGCCAGUUUUAUCGUCAAGAAGAAGGGACUCAAGAAGGCCGGCGCUUCCGGAGUCAGAGCUGGGGCUGGCGGGUAUUCUUACUUGUAUGAACCACUUUGGUGGGUAGGCAUGAUAGCAAUGAUUGUUGGGGAAGUUGCUAAUUUUGCAGCAUAUGCAUUUGCUCCUGCCAUUCUAGUAACUCCUCUUGGUGCUCUAAGCAUAAUCAUCAGUGCUGUACUUGCACAUGUCAUUUUACAGGAAAGGUUACAUAUUUUUGGCAUCCUUGGCUGUGCUCUUUGUGUUGUGGGAUCGACUACAAUUGUGCUUCAUGCACCUCAAGAGCGUGAAAUUGAGUCUGUGGCAGAAGUCUGGGAUCUGGCAACUGAACCAGCUUUUUUGUUCUAUGCAAUAACUGUGCUUGUAGCAGCCUUGAUACUUGUAAUCCAUUUUGUCCCUCGAUAUGGGCAAACACAUAUUAUGGUCUACAUCGGCAUUUGCUCUCUUGUUGGAUCACUCUCGGUUAUGAGUGUGAAAGCUCUUGGAAUUGCUCUAAAGUUGACAUUUUCUGGAAUGAACCAAUUGAUUUAUCCCCAAACUUGGGUAUUCACAGUUAUAGUUGUUUCAUGUGUCGCUACCCAAGUGAAUUAUCUCAACAAGGCUCUUGAUACAUUUAACACUGCAGUUGUGUCACCCAUAUACUAUGUGAUGUUUACAUCAUUGACCAUUCUGGCCAGUGUGAUUAUGUUCAAGGACUGGGAUCGACAAAAUCCCACACAGAUUGUCACAGAGAUGUGUGGCUUUGUCACUAUUCUUUCCGGGACAUUUCUUCUUCACAGGACCAAGGACAUGGCAGAUGGUUCGCAUCACUCUGGCCGCCUUUCAAAAUACUUCAACAGUGAAGAUGACGAUACCUCCGGCAACAACGAUGGCUAUUCCUCCGGAGCCACUCCUCUCAGGUCUCCUGACUCAUUUUGGCAGCCAUGAGGUGGUAACUUUUGUUUUAGCUCUGUACUUGAGUACCCCUGCGUCAUGAAUGUUAGUGUACCAAGGGAAUGUUGCUUCCUUUUAAAUUAGAAAACUGUAAAGAUUUUUAGACCACGAAGCACAGUUUGAGACCCUGUAGACGAGAGUGAGAAGAGAGAGCGAUUGCUAAAAUGGAAAGGGGAAAUUACAUUUUGUUAAAUAUGUAAUUUAAAUACGUUUUCGAGAAAAUUAGUUCCUGUGAGACA
Zingiber officinale is the source of this 1735-nucleotide messenger RNA. Its product is annotated as probable magnesium transporter NIPA4. The transcript is spliced from 9 exons. NCBI's taxonomy places the organism in Eukaryota, Viridiplantae, Streptophyta, Magnoliopsida, Zingiberales, Zingiberaceae. Gene Ontology annotation, cellular component: membrane. Gene Ontology annotation, biological process: magnesium ion transport. Gene Ontology annotation, molecular function: magnesium ion transmembrane transporter activity. Bases 423 to 1490 code for a protein of 355 amino acids. The record is from RefSeq and is a predicted model, not a curated record.